Brachypodium distachyon (stiff brome) is the source of this 1023-nucleotide messenger RNA. RefSeq lists its product as uncharacterized. The transcript has a single exon. The record is from RefSeq and is a predicted model, not a curated record. Bases 95 to 601 code for a protein of 168 amino acids. Lineage: Eukaryota; Viridiplantae; Streptophyta; Magnoliopsida; Poales; Poaceae.
CAGACGUCCACUACGCCCCCUGUCCCAGCAGUCCAUCACAACCCACCAUUUCCAUACAGCAUCUCACACCAAGCCCAACCCAAGCCAGUAAGCCAUGGCAGGCGCCUCCACCAACGGCACCCACAAGGGCGGCAUCAAGGCCUACUGGAAGCGCCGGGGAUACGACCGCCUCGACGCGGCGGCCGCGCAGCGCCGCCCGCCCCUCGCCACUGCCGAGCUCGGCGCCGGGGGAGGCGGGGCACCGGCGCCCGCAAGCCGGCGGCGGCGCGGGUGGCGCGUGCGGCGCCGGGGGGGCCUCGGGCGGCGGCUCCUGCGCGCGUUGUCGCCGCGGAGGCUCCUGGCGCGGCUCCGGGACGCCUACGUGAACGCCAUGCUCCGGCUGGCGUCCUCCGCCGCCGUGGGCUACGGCGCCGCCCCCUUCUGCGCCGCCGCGGAGCCAUUCGCGCGGCCGCGCCCUCUCAAGGAGUACGACGAGAAGGUGCUCGUGGAGAUGUACCGGGCCAUCCUGGCCCGCAGCGGCGGGGGGAUCGUCCCUGUCUCCGGCGAAGAGGCGGCGCCACCUAUUGUCGCCGCCGCCAGGUUGCCGGCCGCGGUGGCCUGAGUGACCCACCGACCGGUUGGUGCAAAGGCUAGCUCAAGUUAUCACGCAAUCUCGUUCCCUCUUCGCGUCUCCAUGCAGAACCUGUGAGGAGGAGUAGUAAAUUGUAGCACGAACUAUCCGUCUGGAUCGUGUCUGCCUUUAGAAGUUCUGUACUUCUGCUGCAAUUUGCAAUACAGGCUUGAUGAAUCGUGUUUGUGGUCCACUAAGGAAAAAGAAGGUAAAACAGCGAGCCUUUUUCUCCCCAUCGCAUUGCGUAGUGGAGUAGUCUAGUGUCACUAGAGAAAGACCUUGGAAAUUGGAAAGCAUUAGUAAGUGGAUUGUAAAUUCUACAGAAAUAUUAUGAAUCCUAUACGGAUCAGUAAGUGGAUUGUAAAUUCACCAGUCCACUACGGAAAAGAAGGUAAAGUUUAAUUCCGUGGAAA